AUGGCGGCGACGCCUGAUAAGAGUCAACCUCGCCGCCAUUUUUGGGGAGACGAUCCAGCUGACGAGGCCGACUACUACGCCGCCCACGGCGUCCACGCCACCAGUUCCUUUUUCACCUCCCCACGCGGCCUUCAACUAUUCACCCGCUCAUGGCAGCCGGAGCCGGCGGCGCGGAGCACCCGGGCAGUGAUGUGCAUGAUCCAUGGCUACGGAAACGACAUUAGCUGGACCUUCCAAUCCACCCCCAUCUUCCUCGCCCAGCACGGUUUCGCCUGCUUCGCCCUCGAUCUCCCCGGCCACGGACGCUCCGACGGCCUCCGCGCCUUCGUCCCCGACGUCGACGCCGCCGCACGCGACUGCCUCGCUUUCUUCCGCUCCAUCCGCCGCUCCCCGGGGAUGCAGGGCCUCCCCUGCUUCCUCUACGGCGAGUCCAUGGGCGGCGCCAUCUGCCUCCUGAUCCACCUCAUCGAGAAGGAGGAGGUGUGGGCCGGCGCCGUGCUGGUAGCCCCCAUGUGCAGGAUCUCCGACAGACUGCGGCCGAAGUGGCCGGUGCCAGAGAUCUUGACCUUCAUGGCGAGGUUCGCCCCCACGCUGCCGAUCGUGCCGACGGCGGACCUAGUGGAAAAAUCGGUUAAGGUGGAGCAGAAGAGGGUGGUGGCGGCGAGCAACCCACGCAGGUACGGGGGGCGGCCGAGGCUGGGCACCGUGGCGGAGCUGAUGAGGGUCACCGACCGCCUCAACGCGCGGCUUUCGGAGGUCACCAUCCCCUUCCUCGUGCUGCACGGGAGCGCCGACGUGGUCACCGACCCCGACGUGAGCCGGGCUCUCUACGACGCGGCCCGUAGCGAGGACAAGACCAUCAAGAUUUACGACGGCAUGCUGCACUCUUUGCUCUUCGGUGAGCCCGACGAGAAUGUCGCUGUGGUUCGCAAGGACAUCCUCAACUGGUUGAAUCAGAGGUCCGGCGCCGGCAAGGACGACGGCGACGGCGAAACCGCUGCUUGACCCGAGUAAGUACCGCGGCCUGCAAAGAGAAGCUCUCUUUGAUUUACAUUAAGCUUGUGAAGCAAUAGCCCUAAAUUUGUAAGCAGCAUUCAAACUGAUAUUUUUCCAAUGGGAUUUGAGAAUUUAGACACACAAGAAUUUCGACAGAUUCAUUAAACGCAAAGGAUUGAAACAGAGAAAUUUUAUCACUCAGUUUACAAGCACUCGAAAGCAAGAAAGCAAAUUAAGUACUGAUAAUUAUCACAUCAGUUGCAAUGCUGAAAAAUAACUGAAGAAUUGGAUAAACAAAUUACUCAGUUUGGAAACUUCUGUACAAUCCAGAUGUAGUAACUUCUUUCGAUGUAGCCUCCGGAGAUAGUUGCUUGACAAGAAAGAGGGCUUUGUUUUCUUACGAUUGAGGC
Molecule: messenger RNA, 1406 nt
Organism: Zingiber officinale
Lineage: Eukaryota; Viridiplantae; Streptophyta; Magnoliopsida; Zingiberales; Zingiberaceae
Product: caffeoylshikimate esterase-like
Exons: 1
Coding region: 1-1005 (334 amino acids)
Cellular component (GO): membrane
Molecular function (GO): lipase activity
Source: RefSeq, a predicted model, not a curated record